AUGAGUUGGGUAGAAUUGAAGGCUCGUCGUUUAUUGGAAUCUUGGUUGAAAUGGAAAAAUUCAAAUGAAUUAUUGACAUUUGCCUAUCAUGCAGCAGUUCUUCUAAGUAACUCGAAUCUUUGGUCUAUCGAAGUCGCCACAAUAAUGUGUGAUAUUUUAUGUUGUGAUAAUGAUCGUUUUCGUCAUCGAGUUGAAAUAAUUUUCAGAUUAUCAAGUGAUAAAGAUGUUCGUACAAGUUCAACAUUGGGUAUUAACGUCUUAUUGACUUUGUUUAAGAAAAAUAUUCAUUAUCAGUUAACUUCAACAUCUGCUAGACUUACACUAAAUCGAAUGAUAGUAAAUACAACUCUAGAUAUGCAAUUUCAUCUAGAAACGAUACUUUGGUUAGAAAGAUACAGAAUUCAUGCAUUAAUAAAUCCUGAAUAUUGCCUCAACAAACCAAGACCAUGCGCAAAAUCUUAUAUAUCUUCCUAUUUUUCAACCGAUAUCUCAAUUGAUGCAUGCUCUUGCGUUAAUUUAUGUCGACUGUCUAAUGAUUUGGUAAUAUAUAUGUGUGAUAUGAUUGCAUCGGGUUUCUUUGUAUUUUUGGAGAUCGACGGAGAUACAACAUCUGAUGAAGUUUUAGAAAGUCACACUCAAUUUAUUGCUUCAGUAAUUUUGACACUUUUUAACUCAAUGAAUUCUAUUGAUGAUGCACGCCAUUUAGCAGUCGACGCUCUUAUGAAUUUAUUUGAUACGUCCGAAAAAGAGGCAGUUCAUCAAGCAAUAGCGUAUACCCUUGGUUAUGUAUGUAACGAGCAAACACAUAAAACCUUACUUGAUAGAAUUCUAUUGGCAAUGACCACCGACGGUGAUGAAAAUUCUACCUAUUCCAAUAAUGUUUUGAUUGCAUUAACUUCAAGUUAUGCUUAUUGUGUAUGUAUAAACGAAAUUGCAUUUGAUAAAGACGACAUGGACUUAUUCUGUAGUUUGUUAAAACACUCGUCUCAGGAUGUUGUGAGAGCAGCUCGUACAGGACUUGCUCGUGUUCGAAAAGAUACAUCAUUUCUAGUUGAAUCGCUUGCUUUUGAUCAUAUUCAAUGUUAUCAUGCAUUGAUUGGAGCAACUGCAUACUUGUUUCUUUAUGAUGUUCAACAAAGCAGUGAAAAUAAUGUUGCAGAUUUUAUUGAGAAAAAUCCAGAUCUUUUACUAAUCUUUAUUGUUGAAUUAUACAACAGCAUUCGUCAUUUUACUACUAAAGUUGUACCAGUGGCUGACAAUAAUUAUGUUUUAGCUUAUGCAUAUCCUCAAUAUGUGAAAGUCGCCAGUUUAAUCGCUGUACGAAUGCCUGCAGCAUUUUGUGCUUUUAUUAAGGAUUGGAGUGAUGGAGAUAAUUUGAAACGUGCAUUGUUUUAUACUAGCAAACAACAUAAUUUUCCACAACGUGCUGCUUGUCUAACUAUUCUAUCGCUGUUAGGCGAGUUAACUGUCGAUUUAUGUGAGAUGUUCACUGAAGCUUUACGUGAUGAUCCACAUAUUCAAAAUACUUGUUACAAAUGCAUAACGCAUAUUCGUUCUAUUAAAGAUGAACAAGUCGUUUUUAAUCUUUUAUUUUCUUAUUUGAAAUCGAACUCAAUGAAUGUUCGAUAUAUUACAGCUAAGCUACUUCUUCGUCUUUCUCAAUUAUCUCUUAUUUCAUUUCAACAAGUUCAAAUAAUAUUGAAUGAUGCUAUGUUAGAUCCUAGUUCUAAUGAAGAGCUAUGGUUAAUUGAAGAACAAGACGGUGUUUGGAUAAAGUGCAUAUAUUACUAUGCUGGUUCAUUGAAAGAUGUUAUUUAUUCCCUUCUCGUUCAACAAAUUAUUGGUGAUGCAAGUGAACCUGUUCGAAGAAAUCAAUUCAAUGAUAUUGAUUUCAAUUUCAUUGAAUCUGAAAAAUCAUCACGUUUAGCUUCAUGUCUUUAUGAAACUCAAACUAAUCAAGAUGCAGAACCUGAGAACUCAACAGCACCGACUGAUUUAAAUGACGAUAGUGACGGCUGA
Messenger RNA from Rotaria sp. Silwood1, 2019 nucleotides. The record is from the annotation of a GenBank genome assembly. NCBI's taxonomy places the organism in Eukaryota, Metazoa, Rotifera, Eurotatoria, Philodinida, Philodinidae.